This is a messenger RNA of Drosophila biarmipes, 2221 nucleotides long. RefSeq lists its product as uncharacterized. Bases 430 to 1485 code for a protein of 351 amino acids. Gene Ontology annotation, molecular function: isomerase activity; carbohydrate binding. The transcript has 7 exons. NCBI's taxonomy places the organism in Eukaryota, Metazoa, Arthropoda, Insecta, Diptera, Drosophilidae. The record is from RefSeq and is a predicted model, not a curated record. Gene Ontology annotation, biological process: carbohydrate metabolic process.
UCAAUCGCUCGUCGGUCGUCGUUGGCGCUACAUCCAAAGUACGGAUUGCGACGCCCUUCGCUCCAACGUUUUUUGCACGAGUUUUUUCCAUACGUAUUUGUUCAUUGACAAAAACUCAAGCUGCGCUCUGUGCGUGCGAGUGUGUGCCGCGUGUGUGUGAGUGUGCAUGAGCGGCCGCCUGUGUGAGUGCGGUGCUUUGUGUGCAGAAUAAUUUUUGCAAACAUUAUGUAAAUGCGCAAAUUAAAGUUCAAUCGACGCCAGUUUUCGAGUAGGAAACCAGAUCGCCUUGCUUUAAGUGCCACGGAGCAACAGUUUUUUCGUAUUUUUUUGGGGAACAAACACCCUAGCGCUCCCCCACACGCCCACAAACUCACAGGAUCUCCGGCGAUCCACCGGAUACACCUCUGCCGCGUAACGAUCUGAACGAAAAUGGCCACGACGGCGGCCGCAAUGGCUGCCACGAGUGUUGUUGUGCUAGAUCGGGGUAACAACACUACCUGUACCAUCAACUUGCACGGUGCCACAGUCGUGUCCUGGCGGGUAAACAAUCAGGAGCAGUUGUUUGUCAGCAAACUGGCCUCGUUCGAUGGCAAGAAGGCGAUACGUGGCGGGAUUCCCUUUGUCUUCCCUCAGUUUGGUGCCUGGUCCUUCGGACCCCAACAUGGAUUUGCGAGGAUUACGAGGUGGCAUCUGGAGAGACCGCCAGACAGGCUGCACAAUGGCGAUGUGGAGGCCAUAUUCUCGCUGAUGGACAACGACUUCACGCGGUCCAUCUGGAACUAUCAGUUCCGCAUCACCUACCGGCUGAUCCUGCGCGAAAAGGAGCUGCACUUCCACAUCGGCGUCUACAAUCCCAGCAAGGAGCUGAGCUUCACGUUCAACAUGCUGCUGCACACCUACCUAAAGGUGCCCGACGUGCGCCGGUGUCAGAUCACGGGUCUCCAGGGCUGCCACUUCAUCGAUAAGACGCGCGAGAACGCGCUCUACCAGGAGGGACGCGAGGUGGUCACGGUCAACGAGUGGACCGAUAGGAUCUACCAGCACACGCCACAGGAGCACGUCAUAACGAACGUGGUGUCCGGCCGUAAGAUGAGACUGCACAAGUACAAUUUUCCCGACACGGUCAUCUGGAAUCCUUGGAUCGACCGAUCGCGCGAGAUGAGCGACUUCGGGGACGACGAGUUCCCCAACAUGCUGUGCGUGGAGGCGGGCAACGUGACCUCGCCCGUAAUCCUGCUGCCCGGUACCGCCUUCGAGGCCAGCCAGAUCCUUCAGACCUCCUCCCCGCUCCCAGCAAUUCAAGUGUCCCUAUACUAUAGACUCAUCCAACUGGAUGAGAAGCAAUCUAACCGACUUCAUUCAAUUCGACUAGCGUCACCCUUUCCAUCUCCAUACUCCAAUUCAAAUGUCUUUACUUUGCAUGCCAUCAGAUCAUCAUCGAGGGCAAUGUUAGUCGCAAGACCAAGCGGAAUCGCUAGCGUUUAAAGAAUCGGAACCCCACGAGGUAAACCGAUUCGCAACCAUGUCAAAGCGCACUUUUCCACAGAGAUCCGGGGAUCCAGAGAUCCGCAGAUGAGCCCGCAAGAUGGUGAUCCGCGUCAGAAGGAGGAGACGGAGGAUCAGGAUGAGGAGGAGGAGGAGGGAGAGUACAGUAACUGUUUGGUUGUUCCCGACUCUAAUCUAUUUCCUAAGUAAUCUUACAACCCUCUCUAGCAAUAUGUGUUGUGCCAGGAAUGAUAAAGGAAUGUACACCUAAUAACUUCUUCUACCAUCCUUAGUUUGUGCCUACUUGGAAUCGGUCGACGAGCAGAUUCGACAUUCCUAGCCAGCCUAAAAUAAAAUGUGCAUUGUAGUAACUUAAUCAGGUUUUAUGGAGCAGGAAGUGACGGUCCCGGAAACUUAGUAUCUCUUGCCAAACUUAUAACGAGCCCUUUGGAAGUAGCCCUACUUCUUUGUCACUGUAAAAGUUGUCUUCGUUCAUUGUGAUGACCUCACUUUUGCUUCGAAAACCUACUUAAUCAGCGAAAAUAGACGAACUAAACUAAUGAGCAAUGGGCACCACUUGCUCUGGUCAGCACCCAUAUGAUAAACGUGUAUACGAUUGAAUAUAGACAACUUCACAACGUUUUAAACCUAAUAUGUGUAAAAUACUAAAAGCAAUUAUGUGUACCAAUUAAAUUAAUAAUCUGCAAGUAAAUGUAAUUGUUACUAAGAAAUAAAA